Anneissia japonica is the source of this 4923-nucleotide messenger RNA. Its product is annotated as TALPID3 protein-like. Bases 45 to 3266 code for a protein of 1073 amino acids. The transcript is spliced from 15 exons. NCBI's taxonomy places the organism in Eukaryota, Metazoa, Echinodermata, Crinoidea, Comatulida, Comatulidae. Gene Ontology annotation, cellular component: ciliary basal body; centriole. The record is from RefSeq and is a predicted model, not a curated record. Gene Ontology annotation, biological process: smoothened signaling pathway.
GGGAGCUCUCUCAGGAGAGGGUGAAAGCCAGUGAGCCGACUACGAUGAAGGACGUUCAACCAAUGCUGUCCAACCAGGCUCCAAAGAGUCUCGCAAGGGGUCUAAAGCAACGCAGUGGUGCCACUGCAGCACGGACUGAAAAAAAGAAAGCACGGGCUAAGAUUGAUACAGGCCUCAGGAAAGUAGGAAGCAAGGAUGUGGUGGAGACGAAGCAUAAAAAGAAAACAUCUGCAAAAGAGAAGGAGAAUAGACCCUUGGAGAAAAAGCCUACAUCUAAACCUGCAAAAACCUCAACCUACGAAGAUGAGGACUACUUGACAAGGGUAUAUGGUAAGGCAAUACAUUCACCUAAGAGGCGAACCAUGAAAACAGGACCUUACCUCCGCUACAACUACUCGCCCCCCAGGCCAAAGAGUAUGCGCCGGCCAGCAGUGCAAUUAAUCCAAGGCCCAAAAGUAAAAUCAACUAAAACUCAGACACAGCCAGAGAGGGCGCCAGAGAGGGCGCCAGAGCUGGAGCCAGCUGAGCACCAAUUCUAUUUCAACCCAAAUGUUCACCCAUCCAUAAACCAGCCCAGUAGCAGUGGGCAGGAAAUAGAAGCACCAACCCAGGGACAGCUUAUCCCGAUGGCUAUUCCAUUAAGGGAGCCUAGAACUGGGGGUGCAGUAUUACCACUGUUGAUACGUAGAAGAAGAGUUGAUGAUGAUGAAGAUAGUGAUGAUAGCGAUGACACUAUAGAGGGGGCUGCUCAUAGUUCUGAUACCAAUGUGUUUACUGAAAUUGAGUCUCAAUUGAAACCAAAACAACACUUAAAAAUACAGUCAAUGCCAAAUAUAGACAUACAACCCACAAAACAACCCCCCAAAAAUAUAGAAAUAAUAGAAGAAAAUCAGGAGGAACUAGAAGAAGAUAAGUUGGAGGAUGCAGCUGUACCAGGCUAUGACAAGUCCCCACAGUUCCAAGAUUAUGUUGCUGUUGCCGAUGGGCAAAUGGAGGAUGAUACAAUUGAUGAGCUACCAGAACCAGGGAUAGCAAUUACUGGUCAGCCCCACCAUGAGUCACAAUACCAUGGACCAGCUUUCCCUCCUCAACCCCCACCUCCAUUGACAGAAGAUCUCCCAUCAAACGCUAUAGCCUCAGAUAUUAGAAGGAAGGAGCUGCUUCAAAACCAAGCCGUUCAAUGGAUCGAACAAGAACUAAUGGCACGAAUGGUGAGUGACAUGUACCAAAGGCAGGAAGAUAUGAGGGCACAUGAACUGGAGGAAAGAUGUGAUGAUCGGGAAGAUAGUGUGUCCGAGGUUUCCUCCCAGGAUGCAUUUGUGGAUCGAGUAGGUGGUCCGGCGGGACUGCAGUUGUUUGUUGAUGCAGGGCAACCAGUGGACCAAGGGCUAGUGGAGAACCUCAUCAGAGAAGCAAUAGCAGAGAGAAUUGCUGCAACCCUCAGCCAGCAAGAGAAGGAGAGAUCACCAAUGAGAGAGGUUAUCCAGGUUAAUACUGAGAGUGAUACAGAACAGGAAUAUGUAAAAGGACCAAUUAAAACACCUGAAGUGACUCCAGUGACCACUCCAGCAGGAUCACCCCCAGUAAAGAGAUCACUGCCAUCCACUCCUGCUGAGACACCAACUUCAUCAGAAAGUGAGAGUGUGCAAGAACUCAUGGUGUCCAUGCCCAGAGAAAUAUCAGCAACAGAUGAUGACUUAGCGGCAACUAUUGCUGGUCCUGCAAGUCCUGUGAGGACACCUGUGCAGACACCACCGCCAUCUCCACCAUCAAGACCAUUAACACCAGAUGCAUCACCACCCCCUCCUGUGUCCCCAGCUGCAGAAUUACAGUCAACAGCUAGCCUUGAAAAAUCACCCAGCCCAGAGCCUUGGACUCAGGAGUCGCCUGUGGCAGAAGAGGCAUUGUUGGAUCAGACUGGAGAGGCAAGCCCUGCCCAAGGUGCCGUAGCUCCAGAUUUGGAGAAUGAACCAGACAGCCUGGCUCAUGUGACCCCACUGCCAUUGACUCCCAGUCCACUGAAGGCACUUCCAGACACACCAGUAUAUCAAUCACCAGAGUCUUCUGAAAGCAGCGAGUCCACUCAUGACUUCACAAGUACUGAGACUACUGACAGACCAAUCUCCGAGGGCGAGUGGCUUAAUGGACGCAGCGAAGGAGAAAUUAUUCCACGUGUUGUGAGGAACGGAGUUUACGUAAGCUCAUCGGAUGACACUGUACUGCAGACCGAAGAGAUGGAGGAUCUCACAAUGGAUGAGCCUCCUAGUGAGGGUGAGGUCUUGCCAAAGAAAGUACAUUUCCAUGGUGAUCCUGUCCUUGCAAUAUUGGCUAGGAUAAACCAACAUCCACCGGGUCGUAGGUCACAAGCUAACCAGUCCAUGAUCGAUAGUGAACUUAGCCUUGGUGAAGUUGGUAUCAGGCAGAGACUUCAUCCAUCAAUUGCCAAUGAUGGGUUACCCUCUGCAGGACAUCUUAACCUUGGCAGGCAUCACCAGCAAUCAGACUCGGAAAUGGAAGCUGGUGAAGUUGUCAGAAGAAAAUCAUCUAUGAAUGGUAGAACAUCCCCUGGUGAGGUCAUCCUAACUAGAAGAGAACCACAAAUAGAAGAUUUCACUCUGAGAAUGUCUGAAUUGAGGGUUCCUAACCCACACUCUAGGGAACCGUCAGCUGAGGCUCAAGUGGAUGAGGACCCAAAGCCUCCUGAUAAGCUGCCCAGUAAGAUACCAGUAGCUAAGCCUAGAGUGAUCCAAGUUGCCAGCAAAUCAUGGUCGCCACGGUCACCGGAAGCACCAGUAGGUAAGGGAGUUGGGAAGCAUUCUGCAAGCAAGGAAGACCAGCCUAACGAGGAAGCCCCACCACAAGCCGCAGAGGUUGGCGGUACACAAACAUUACAGGAUUUUGAUACACGAACAUUGACGCCAGAUGUGCUAAAUAUGGAUGCCUACCUACAAUCAGGAUAUCUGACACAAACUUUCAGCCAAUCAGAGCCAGCCACAAGUGACUUUGAACAAACAGGCACUUCAGUUGCACAGAAUCGAACAGGAUUCGGUCUUUCUCAAACUCUAAGCAACAACGGAGGUGCAACUUUAAAUAUGUCACUAGAUUCUUUGGAAAUGUCACAGGAUAAGUUGCAAAACGGGAAAGGAACACGGAAGUUUAUGGUAACCCUACCAACAGCACAUGAGCUUGAGGCUAGCCUGUCUCAAAGUGAUGUAGAAAUUGAAAAAGAUGAGGAUGAAAUCAGCGAUGUCUCUGAGAUUUUUUGAGCUAAAUUUGGCUUUUCAUAGCUGCCAAGAAUUUAAAUAUCUAUCAGUGACUGCAGUGCUGUCUGUGAUGUUUUACAUCACCCACCCAGUGUCAGCACCAACAGAGGUCAGAACCAAGUGUCACAUGAUAGGAUCUAUGCUACAUUAGAACCUAAAAGAAAGAGGUUUCAGAUUCUAAAUCAUUCAGUAUGAAAUACUCUUUAGGCUUAGAGCAAUUACUCAGUCAGGUUUUGGUGGUUGUUUCUUCUUUUGAUGAAGGUAAAGCAGACCUUCUACUACAACUACAUAUCAUGCUAUUGCUUUUAUUAUGAGAUAUAUAAAUAUAUUUUACUUGGUGUAACCAGGAAUAAUUUAUGAAUAUUUGUUGUACCCAAAAUAAUUGUACAUAUGUAAUUUAUAUAAAGAAAAGCAUAAUUAUUUAAUUUUUACAUUUAUGCAAAAAUAUUGACACUAAUAGCACCAUAGAGAUAUUAUCUAUAAUACCUCCAUGAUAAUACUGAUAUUGCAUUCCUAGAUAGAAGACUAAUAAUAAACUAAUAAUUCCAUUAUUAUUUUGCUUAUAUGUUAUUGACUUUUCUACAACAGCAGAAAAGCUGUUCUGAUAUUUUAUUUGUUUUUUUUACCCUCCACUUUGGCCACUUUCCGCACUUGGAUCUUCUUCAAACUUUGUCCAAGCAAAGACCAUACAAUAUAUCAAAGACUUGCCCAGUAAAAUCAUCAUUAUAGAUAUAUACUACUGUCUGUGUAUCAACAUAAUUUAGUAAUGACUGCCAUCUCAUUUCCUAUGUUGAUUUUAUGUAGUUUGACUUCUGUUUGUAUUUGUCUGGGUGUUAAAAUAAAAGAAAAAUAUUUUCUACCCAAAUCUAAGGGAUGUGUGAUUUUCAGCCAGUUUAGUGCCUAAGCUGCGAUUCUGGUACUAUUUACAGCUCUUUAGUUUACGUUAUUAUUAUAUGUUUACACAUGAGUCAUCAAAGAUUUAUGUAGUUGACUAAUCUAAAUAAAUAAAAUACUGUAAGUCAUGAUAAGCAGCUGCAUGGAGUCUAGCAAAGGUUGAAUACUUUCUUUGUCUAUUGUUGACAUUGUUCCUAAAAAUGCUCCACAAAUCAAUCCUUUACAUCUGGUCGCUAAAAAGUUGUCAUUUUAUUGAUAUUCUAUAUCGGGCCAUACAAUGGUAUUGUAAGGUUGAUUGUGUAAUAUAAAGGAUACAUUGCAAGCACAGGGCAAAUCAACAGCAAAAAUUUACACUGUACCAACAGUGUACAGUAUUAUAAACCAAUAAAUACUAUCUAGAUUCUGUUUGGGUAUACACUGUUGAAUUGAUUUUCGGUUAUUUCUUGAUUUGCAAUAAGAUAUAUGUCAACAGUAUUAAAUAGUAUGCAAGUUAGCAUGUUAGGUAGCAUGCACCAUCCCAAGCCCCUGCAGCUUACAUUAUUCCCCAGGACAGGUUAAAGGAUCAAACACCUACGGAACACAUUUCUAGCGAUUAUUUUAGAAAGUUGUAGGCUAAUAAAUCAACACAUUGGCAUUUAAACCUACUAGGUACCCGCUUGUACUGUGCUUGGGUGGAAAGACAUGUUGAUGCAAGUGCCUAGAGUAGCUCAUGAACACACAAGUGGUCAGCCUUAGGCCUUGUCCACACUGAUCAAAUUUUAUUUGA